This is a messenger RNA of Lithohypha guttulata, 876 nucleotides long. RefSeq lists its product as uncharacterized. The record is from RefSeq and is a predicted model, not a curated record. Gene Ontology annotation, molecular function: chloride channel activity. Lineage: Eukaryota; Fungi; Ascomycota; Eurotiomycetes; Chaetothyriales; Trichomeriaceae. The coding region runs from base 1 to 876 and encodes 291 amino acids. The transcript has 2 exons.
AUGACACCACAACCUUCACUGCUCGAGGACGACAGUAUAAGCGAUGGUUCAGCACAAGACGUUCUCUCUCAGCUCAACGCCAGACGCCAUGUGACGUUUCCAUACAAGAACACCAGCGCGCGUAGAAAGCCUCGCAGUCUCCGCAACCUCACUCGAUCAUUUUUGUGCUGUUCAUACAAGACUGGCGCGACAAUCACCGAAGCGGAGUCCGCAGACAUCGAACGGACAGUCCGAGUAUUGAUGGCAUUGCCCAGCACCAUAAAAAACUCCCUCAGAUCGGAAUGGGGUGCUGCCUGGGCACCCAUCACGUCACAAGACAUUGACAGAUACUCCGGAGCAAUCACACCACGACUCAAUCCAGAAUAUGCGCAACUCCUUCCACUCGGGCUUAAAGGACACGAGGAGGAAGGCCUCUCACUUCCAAUCGAGCUUACAACCUUGAUCGAGAGUUUCAUCAAACGCGGCCACGACCGAGGAUGGUUUCACGCUCCUCAAGCUAGUCAAAUGACGGUACAGCUGAACACGCUGGUGGACGCCUACGGAAAGAUGGAAACUAUACGAUUCACAUCUUAUCCUAUCGCUAUCAUGAUCCAUCAGCGACAAGUCCUGGCUCUAUUCGGUGCCAUCUUGCCUCUUGCCAUUGUAGAGGAGAGUCACUGGUGGUCAAUACUCAUCGUAUCACUUGUUAUGUUCACGCUCUAUGGUAUCGAAGCCAUUGCUUCGCAGCUCGAGGAUCCAUUCGGCUACGAUAGGAACGAUAUCAAUAUGGACGCUAUUGUCGAAGACGCGAGGAUUGAGCUCAGUGUUAUGUUGAGUGAGUGGAAGAGAUCUAAUGAGGGACCAAUCAGGAAGCAGAUGUUCAUGGAAGAGAUGUAA